GAGCUGGUGUGAGACGAGACAAUCCUGCCCCGCCGCCAGGAUAAUCAAGAGUUUUGGCCGGACCUUUGAGCAUACACUGAGAGAGUGCGGAGCCAGGCGACAAGCACACACUACGGCGCUGAAACGGAUUAAUAAGGAACUUAGUGACUUGGCCCGUGGCCCUCCAGCACAAUGUUCUGCAGGUCCAGUUGGGGAUGAUAUGUUUCAUUGGCAAGCCACAAUUAUGGGACCUAAGGACGGACCAUAUCAAGGCGGUGUAUUCUUUUUGACAGUUCAUUUUCCUACAGACUACCCCUUCAAACCAUCUAAGGUUGCGUUUACAACAAGAAUUUAUCAUCCAAAUAUUAACAGUAAUGGCAGCAUUUUUCUUGAUAUUCUAAGAUCACAGUGGUCGCCUGCUUUAACAAUUUCUAAAGCUCUUUUAUCCAUUUGUUCACCGCUAUGUGAUCCAAACCCAGAUGAUCCCCUAGUGCCAGAGAUUGCACGGAUCUAUAAAACAGACAGAGAUAAGUACAACAGAAUUUCUCGGGAAUGGACUCAGAAGUAUGCCAUGUGAUGUUACCUUAAAGUCAGAAUAACCUGCAUUAUAGCUGGAAUGAACUUUAAAUUACUGUUUCUUUUUUGAUUUUCUUAUCCGGCUGCUCCCCUAUCAGACCUCACCUUUUUUAAUUUUAUUUUUUGUUUACCUCCCUCCAUUCAUUCACAUGCUCAUCUGAGAAGACUUAAGUUCUUCCAGCUUUGGACAAUAACUGCUUUUAGAAACUGUAAAGUAGUUACAAGAGAACAGUUGCCCAAGACUCAGAAUUUUAAAAAAAAUGGAGCAUGUGUAUUAUGUGGCCAAUGUCUUCACUCUAACUUGGUUAUGAGACUAAAACCAUUCCCCAUUGCUCUAACAUGCUGAAGAAAUCAUCUGAGGGGGAGGGAGAAGGAUGCUCAGUUGUCACAUCAAAGGAUACAGCGUUAUUCUAGCAGCAUCCAUUCUUGUUUAAGCCUUCCACUGUUACAGAUUUGAGGUUACAUGAUAUACUUUAUGCUCAUAACUGAUGUGGCUAGAGAACUGGUCUUGAAUUUAUAGCAUCAGCAGAACAGAAAAUGUGAUGUAUUUUAUGCAUGUCAAUAAAGGAAUGACCUGU
Molecule: messenger RNA, 1133 nt
Organism: Gorilla gorilla gorilla (western lowland gorilla)
Lineage: Eukaryota; Metazoa; Chordata; Mammalia; Primates; Hominidae
Product: ubiquitin-conjugating enzyme E2 D3-like
Exons: 1
Coding region: 200-556 (118 amino acids)
Source: RefSeq, a predicted model, not a curated record